UAUUUUGAUUUAAUUUAGGAUGAAAGAAUAAAGCAGUUAGAAGAAAUACUAAAAGAAGUAGAACAAGAGAGAGCAAGAUUACAAAAGGAUUUCAGCAUUAAACAAAUGCAGGCUGACAAAUAUCAACACCUAGCCGACGAUGCUAGGAAUAAGCUUGAUGAUUUGGAAGCAGAAAAUAUUUCCUUGCGAAAGUUAAUUUAUUUUUUCAAGGAAGUUGAAAUUCUCAGACACGGUCAGAAACAGGCAGUAGCUAUUAAAGGUACCACAGAGUCGCGACUUCAUCGCACACUAGAAGAGAUGGACAGAUUAAGAACAGAAUUGAAACAAGCAAGACAAGAAUAUAAAAGCCACUCGGAUUUAGAGAAAAAGAAAAUCGAAGAAGUAAUGGCCGAAAAUAGGCAAAUGGAAAAACAAAAGAGCGAGCUUUUGAAUGCAUUUAAGAAACAGAUGAAAUUAAUAGAUGUUUUGAAAAAACAGAAGAUGCACCUGGAAGCGUCGAAAGCACUGAACUUCACAGAGGAAGAAUUUAUGCGUGCUCUCGAUUGGGGCAGUUAGAAACUUAACCGGGUUCUGUUUGACAAUUUCUAUAUUUAAAAUACUUGUCUUCGUAAUUUACAAAGCUUCUCUUUCAAAGUCAAGUUGUAAUUUGAGUACUGCCACAGACGUUACUCGAUACUUAAAUUAUAACUUUAAAUCGACCUUCAGCAAUACGUUUAUAGUGAAGUGAAGUCACAAUCUGCACCAUUUUUAUGCUUUUAUGGGACCAUUACGUGACUGAUUUAAGCAGUAUGCCAUCUUCAACUAUUCCAUGUCAAUUUUAAAUUAUUGUUAGCUUAGUUAAUAACAUAUUAAGUUAAUAUAUUAUUAUUGUAUGUUUUUACAAAUUUUCUAUCUUACAGUUUUUGUAAGUUAGGCAUUUAUUUUCAAGUACAAAAAAACAAUUAUAUUGUAUAUAUCUGUUAUAUUUAUUCCUUCUAUAUACAAAAUACUGUGUUUUUGGAGCAAUAAAUAAUUUAUAAUUACCAUUAAAUUAAUUCGAGCCUUGCCAAUGGUUAAAAUGAAAACACUAAUUCCAUAAUUAUUAUUUCACUUUAUUUUUGUAAGACACAGCCAAUGUUCACAUAUGUCGUAAGGACCUUGUA
This is a messenger RNA of Centruroides sculpturatus (bark scorpion), 1142 nucleotides long. Its product is annotated as testis-expressed protein 9-like. NCBI's taxonomy places the organism in Eukaryota, Metazoa, Arthropoda, Arachnida, Scorpiones, Buthidae. The record is from RefSeq and is a predicted model, not a curated record. Bases 106 to 555 code for a protein of 149 amino acids. The transcript has 4 exons.